This is a messenger RNA of Lobosporangium transversale, 1418 nucleotides long. RefSeq lists its product as hypothetical. The record is from RefSeq and is a predicted model, not a curated record. The transcript is spliced from 3 exons. The coding region runs from base 190 to 1272 and encodes 360 amino acids. NCBI's taxonomy places the organism in Eukaryota, Fungi, Mortierellomycota, Mortierellomycetes, Mortierellales, Mortierellaceae.
UGUCAAAACGCGUGCUUCUCCUUGACUUUUCCAUUUCUCUCUCUAUUCCUGCCAAUAGUCAUCAUUCAAGCCGUACCAGUUGUGUUACACUACCUUUUUCAUUAAGCAUCUAAAACAUACAGUUCAUUUCAAAUAAUAACCAGCAAUAAUCUUUAUACAUCCAUAUAACUCACAUCUGCGUCUGUGUCAAUGUCCUGGUUGGCAAAGAAUGUGAGCACCCUGGCCAGUAAGGUCGCUGCUGAGGCCAGUGGAGACAACCAGCAAGCAUCUAAUGAGACAUUACAGCAGCUCAUGCAGGAGCUGAAAGACACUCGUGAAGAGCUCUUUGAGAGGCAUCAGGAAUGGGAACUUGCUAGACAAAACUAUGAGGCUCGAUUAAGUAGUUUGACUGAAGGGAAUGCUACUGCACAGAGGGUGGAGCAUUUGGAGCAGAAGCUUAGCCGUGCAGCGGAUUUGCUCAGGUCCUUGAACAAUGAAAAGGAGAGUCUCAAAGCAAUGAUCGAGACUCUAAAGGAGGAAAAAAGUCAAGCAGAGGUAGCAGCACAAGAAGCAGCAGUGACAGCAGAACAAGCAAAAGCAGCAUUAAAUGAAAAAACAGCAGAAGUAACGGCUCAUGAGGAUGUAACAAACAAUGGUCCACCCAAUGCCAGCACUAAUGAUAGUGCAGCAGUAGCGGCAGUAGCGGCAACAGCAGAGAAAAUCAAGAAUCUUGAAGAUGAGCUACGGGAAAAAGAUGAGCAGAAUUUCAAGUCCUCUCAAGCUUUGAAGGACCAGAUUUCAGAACUUAUUGAGCUUAACAAGGAUCUCAAGGAGCAGUUAGCACAUCAACAAGCAGGCAGUGAUAAACAGAUAGACAUUGCCAUUCAGCUGCAGAUGACAAAAGACGAGCUUGAGCAGGCCAAGGUGGAGAUUGCGCGUUUAAGGGAGAACAACAAUAAGCUUGUCAGCCAGAGCGAUACGACUCAAGAGUCACAACAAUCUCAAAUAUCUUCAACAGCCCUUACCGAGGAACUUAUGAUCGCCAGGUCUACCAUCACAAAACUUGAAGCUCGUCUGGACAAGGGAUCUGAGCAAUUAACAGAGCUCACGUCUUUGAAGACUAGUCAGAAGGACCUUCAAAAUGCACUUUCAAAAACACAAUCAGAACUGGUGAAGACUCAAACAAAAUAUGCUGAGGUACAGAGUCGGCUCUCGGCCUCAAAGGAAGUCAAUGUAGCUUUGGAAAAGAGGGAAGCGUUCAUGACAGGUAAGUAUUUAACAUAUAGUGUUUAAAUUAGUCUGUGUCUGUACAUAUACUUAUCGUUUAUCUGCUCCAAUUGAAAUGCUAGACUCAAUCGCACAACUAGAUACACAGCUUAAUGCUCUAAAACUGGCUGAAGAAGCAAACAAAAAGGAAUUAGCUGACCAAUUCAUGAAGG